Messenger RNA from Pteropus alecto (black flying fox), 9260 nucleotides. It is a transcript of the gene BICD1, whose product is annotated as BICD cargo adaptor 1. The transcript is spliced from 11 exons. The record is from RefSeq and is a predicted model, not a curated record. Gene Ontology annotation, biological process: regulation of microtubule cytoskeleton organization; positive regulation of receptor-mediated endocytosis; microtubule anchoring at microtubule organizing center. The coding region runs from base 450 to 3080 and encodes 876 amino acids. Gene Ontology annotation, cellular component: cytosol; Golgi apparatus. NCBI's taxonomy places the organism in Eukaryota, Metazoa, Chordata, Mammalia, Chiroptera, Pteropodidae. Gene Ontology annotation, molecular function: dynein intermediate chain binding; dynein complex binding; cytoskeletal adaptor activity.
UGCAGCGCGGCCAGAGGGAGCAGGUGGAGCGAGCGAGCGAGACGCGAGCCGGAGCGCGCGGGGCCCCGGGAGACUGCAGUGACGCUGCCCGGGAGACAUGGCGGCCGGGCGCCUCUGAAGAAGCAGAAUCCCGAGCCCCUCGCCGCCGCCGGCCGCUGCAGCCCGGGCCAUGCCGCACGGCUGCUGACCGCACGCAGGGGCCAGCCCAGAAGACACACUGCCGCCGCGCCCCGGUCCUCUCUCCUUGCAUUCUCCAUGUUGCAUUUCAUGUCAGUUUCUCAGGCAGUGUAGCUGCUGCCACCGGAGGAGCAUCGCUCUGCUCGUUCACUCAGCCACAUUUUUCUUUCCCAUUUUUACCCUCCCCUCCCCAUUUUCUUUUCCUUUGCCCCGCCUGUUCACAUUCAUCUCCCCCAUCCCGUGACCCUCUCCUGCCUCCAUCCACCGGGGCUAUGGCCGCAGAAGAGGUAUUGCAGACUGUGGACCAUUAUAAGACUGAGAUAGAAAGGCUGACUAAGGAGCUCACAGAGACGACCCACGAGAAGAUCCAGGCUGCCGAGUACGGGCUGGUGGUCCUGGAAGAGAAGUUGACCCUCAAACAGCAGUACGACGAGCUUGAGGCUGAGUACGACAGCCUCAAACAGGAGCUGGAGCAGCUGAAAGAGGCCUUUGGGCAGUCCUUCUCCAUCCACCGUAAAGUUGCUGAGGAUGGAGAGACUCGGGAGGAAACGCUUCUGCAAGAGUCGGCCUCAAAGGAAGCUUACUACCUGGGGAAGAUCUUGGAGAUGCAGAAUGAACUGAAACAGAGCCGGGCUGUGGUCACUAACGUACAGGCAGAAAAUGAGAGGCUCACAGCUGUUGUGCAGGAUCUGAAGGAGGUAAACAAAUUCCCUUUGAGAGGUUGGUGGGAGGGAGUUUUUGAUAUGAAAGCUGCAAAAGAGGUGCAGGUGUCUUCUCAUUUCUACACGAGUGCAGUAGACAAACAGGAGAUUGACAAACAGGUACCAGGUCCACUACUAACUGUUGUAAAAAUAGAAAAAGCGUUGUAUGGUAUACAACCUGCAGAUGAUUACGUCGUAGCCCUGAAAGUAGAGGAAAAGGCAAGGGACGGUAAGCCUAUAUCUAAAUUAGGAUGUGCUUUUUUCCCAGAGCGAAUCAAAGUAGAGCGGGAAAAAGCCAUUCUUCUGGCCAAUCUCCAGGAGUCACAGACACAACUGGAACAUACCAAGGGGGCACUGACGGAGCAGCAUGAACGUGUGCACCGGCUCACAGAACACGUUAACGCCAUGAGAGGCCUGCAGAACAGUAAGGAGCUUAAAGCUGAGCUGGACGGGGAGAAAGGCCGGGACUCGGGGGAGGAGGCCCAUGACUACGAGGUGGACAUCAAUGGCUUAGAGAUCCUUGAGUGCAAAUACAGGGUGGCAGUAACUGAGGUGAUCGAUUUGAAAGCUGAAAUUAAAGCCUUAAAGGAGAAAUAUAAUAAAUCUAUAGAAAACUAUACUGAAGAGAAGACCAAGUAUGAGAGUAAGAUCCAAAUGUAUGAUGAGCAGGUGACUAGCCUUGAGAAGACUACCAAGGAGAGUGGAGAGAAGAUGGCCCACAUGGAGAAGGAGUUGCAAAAGAUGACCAGCAUAGCCAACGAAAAUCACAAUACCCUUAAUACGGCCCAAGAUGAGUUGGUGACGUUUAGUGAGGAGCUAGCUCAGCUUUACCACCAUGUAUGCCUGUGUAAUAAUGAAACCCCCAACAGAGUCAUGCUGGACUACUAUAGGCAAAGCAGAGUCACCCGUAGUGGCAGCCUGAAAGGCCCCGAUGAUCCCAGGGGACUUUUGUCUCCACGGUUAGCCAGGCGGGGUGUGUCAUCCCCAGUAGAAACAAAGACCUCCUCUGAACCAGUUACAAAAGAAAACACAGAGACCAGCAAAGAACCAAGUCCAACCAAGACCCCCACAAUCUCUCCUGUUAUUACUGCCCCACCAUCAUCUCCAGUAUUAGAUACAAGUGACAUCCGCAAAGAGCCAAUGAAUAUCUACAACCUUAAUGCCAUAAUCCGAGACCAAAUCAAGCAUCUGCAGAAAGCUGUGGACCGGUCCUUACAAUUGUCUCGCCAAAGAGCAGCUGCACGGGAGCUGGCGCCCAUGAUUGAUAAAGACAAGGAAGCCUUAAUGGAAGAGAUUCUCAAGCUCAAGUCCCUGCUGAGCACCAAACGGGAGCAGAUCGCGACGCUGAGGGCAGUGUUGAAAGCUAACAAGCAGACAGCUGAAGUGGCACUAGCUAAUCUCAAGAACAAAUAUGAAAAUGAGAAAGCAAUGGUGACUGAAACUAUGACGAAACUUAGAAAUGAACUGAAGGCUUUGAAAGAAGAUGCAGCAACUUUCUCAUCCCUUAGAGCAAUGUUUGCAACCAGAUGUGAUGAAUAUGUCACACAAUUGGGUGAGAUGCAGAGACAGUUAGCAGCCGCAGAGGAUGAGAAGAAGACUCUAAAUACUUUGUUACGAAUGGCUAUCCAGCAAAAACUCGCCCUGACCCAGCGGCUGGAGGACUUAGAGUUUGACCAUGAGCAGUCCCGACGCAGCAAAGGCAAAUUUGGAAAGAGCAAGAUCGGCAGCCCUAAAGUAAGUGGGGAGGCAUCAGUCACCGUGCCCACCAUAGACACUUACCUCCUGCAUAGUCAGGGCCCACAGACACCCAACAUUCGGGUCAGCAGUGGCACUCAGAGGAAAAGACAAUUUUCACCUUCCCUUUGUGAUCAGAGCCGUCCCAGGACUUCAGGGGCUUCCUACCUACAGAAUUUAUUAAGAGUUCCCCCUGAUCCCACCUCCACAGAAUCAUUUCUUCUGAAGGGCCCCCCUUCCAUGAGUGAAUUCAUCCAAGGGCACCGGCUCAGCAAGGAAAAAAGGUUAACCGUGGCUCCACCAGAUUGUCAGCAGCCUGCUGCCUCCGUACCGCCACAGUGCUCACAACUAGACGGGAGGCAAGACUGCCCUACUGUCAGUCCUGACAGAGCUCUCCCUGACGAGCAGCCACAUUCCAGCUCGCAGUGCUCCCCUCUCCACUGUCUCUCCAAGCCUCCGUACCCCUAGUCUUCAUCUCCUGUCGACGAAUAUCUGGGGUGAACAUUUCGUAGCCACACCCAGGAUACUGCCCACAAUCCAGCGGGUGUUUUCUUCUCAGUUGUUAGAUGUAUGAUGGAAUUAGUGCCCAUCAUUUUGGAAGACGAAAGGAAGUUGAGAAGAAUAACACAACACACAGACUCCAAUGUGAUAAAAUGUUUUUUGAUUUCUCUAAGUCACAGAUAAACUUCUGCAAUCCAAUGGCUACAGUUCUGUUAAAUGACUGCAGUUCCUGUAAACAAAACAAAACAAAACAGGACACAUGUAUCUCAAAUGUCUGGCUUUACCUCGAUAGCAUAAGAGAGACCUAAGACAAUGUAAAAUACAUAGACCGUAAAAUCAUCUUUCUUCAUAUUUCACAUUUGGCUAUAGAAGUUGAUUCCAAUAUUUUUUCAUCAUUGAUAUUUAUUUUGUAUUUUAUUUGCCAUAUGAUUUAUGUCUACAAAAUUCAUUUCUGUGAGAGGUGAACUUAAUUCAUUUAUUUUUAAAUAAGCAUAAUUUGCUCAAUUAAUUAUGAGUUUUAAUUUAGUUCGAAACCUGGAAUUGGCCAGACGGUCAUUUUUCUUGCACAAAAUGAUAAAUGAGGUGCAUCAGAAUGUUAACAAUAACGAUUUUGCUGCUACACUUACAUUGUUUAUGCACUUAUUUUCUAAUCAAUAGCUCAUAAACUGCUGGGGUUUUUUCUUUUUUACUAGAAUUCUUCACUGGACAUUAAGUAAAUCUAAGAAAGAGACUAUGUUAUGAGUCAUUGACUUAUUCAACUUUUGACGGCAUCUUUAAUUUUUAAAAAUUGCAGACAAGUAGAUGCACUGGUGCUGCUCCCUUGUGAGUGAGUGAGUGUGUGUGUGUGUGUGUGUGUGUGUGUGUGUGUGAUAACGUUAAAGAACGCUAAAUAACAUGAAGGGAAAAAUGGUGUGUUUAUUUACUGACCAGAACUUUGUUUUUACUUCUCCCAAAUUCAGGGUCCUAUUAUGAGUCUUUCCUGCUAAAAGGUACCAAGUAUAAAUGGAAAAAAUAGAUAGAUAGAAAGAUAGAUAGAUAGAUAUAUAGAUAGAUAGAUAGAUGUAAGUUAGCCUUCAGUUAAUGAAUUUACCCAGAAAGUGUUCAAAUUUUGAUUAAAAAUGUGUUUUGUUGUUGUUUUUUUCAUAAUGAAUCUUCCUUGCCAAAAAAACAAUAGUAAUAAACUUUAGCUCAUUGUCUACUUUUGACAAACACUCAGGUGCCUACAAUCAUUAUACAUAUUGAGAUUAAUACAUAUUCCUAGUUAAUUUACUUAUUCUGCUGGGUAACUUUUUCGACUUGAUUUAAGGCAGUGGAUUUUCAUAGCAAAAUUUCUUUUGCUCAUAAUCUGACAAACAAGGAAAACAGCUAAUUGAGCUGAAAGGUCUAACACUCUUGAGCUCCUUAACUAUCAAGUGCUGCCCACACAAUUGCUCCUAGUCUUGAUUCCUUGUUUAGCCAGGUAGCCUUAACUUAUUUAAAACCAUAACAGUUUGACCUUUUCAUGUAACAAUAUCUGUAACUUCUCUUUAAAACAAAAAGAAUCCUCACUGUUCACACAAAAGAAAGUUAACAAUGCAGGGCUCUAACAGCGGAGAUCUAGUUAGAGCCACCGAGCUUAUUGAGUGGAAGAGGGAGGGACAUUAAGAAACGGUUCAUCAAAGAUGGCAGCCAGUCAGUAAAGUCAUAAAGCACAGUGCAGGAGCUUUCAUCAGUCAUACACCUAUUAGUUUAGUGUUCACUAUUACCAAAGCAACCAAGAGGUGUUGAGUUUCAUAUAUGAGUGCUAUUUUCAACAGUGUCAUUUAUUAUGCAACUUAGAAUACUUGGAGAUCUUCACCUUAAAUAGGGAUUCAGGUUAAAGUACAGAAACAAAUCUUCAUAAAAUCUUGGUCACAACUGCCUAACCUUCUGUCCUUUCCUAUCUGCAUUGCCUUGCUGUUUCUAAAUAUCUUAAUUUUAUUGGUGUUGUAUCUGCCUAGUACCAAUAUUAAUGAGACAGUGUGGAUUAUAUUAGAGUUCAGUUAAAGGACACUACUCUCCACCACACACACACACUUCUGCUUUAUUUUUUCCUUCCUUCCUUCCUUCCUUCCUUCCUUCCUUCCUUCCUUCCUUCCUUCCCUCCUUCUUUUCCUCCCUCCCUUCCUUUAUAUUUUUGUUAUUUCUUCUUCAGGCAUCAUGUGUUUGGACCUGAGAAGUAGCAUAGAUGCAAAGUUGAUUUUUAAUGAAAACUUACUGUACCUGAGGGAAAAAUACGCCUUUUAAAAAAGUACCUCAGAACAUCUUCCUCUAUUGCCUCAUCAAUUUUGUUGGCAGUACAGGGAAUUCAGCAGUAAGUUUGUCUCUGUGUAACUAUAGGGCAGUAAUGCUUACUGACAGCACAGUACUGCAUUUUUGCUCCCUUACUCUGUAUUUGUGACCUGAUGAAAGGCCGAGUCACAGAGAACACAUUUAUUUCUUCCAAUAUAAAGUUUUUGAACUCUAUUAUAUAUGAAUUUUAUUUCAGUUCCUUUAUGUUAGCAGAGUGGGAAAUCUUCAUUUAGAAAUACCAAUUCUAUAAAAACUUUAAUUUUAGCAAAGCUUUGACAAGAAGAUAUAGAAACUUGAAAAUAAAUGUCUAAUUUUCAGCACAUAAUUAGAUAAUAGUCCCUCAGCAAUGAGAGAGAAUUCCAUGCAUUUACACUGUGGCAUCAUUUAGUAGAAUUUAAAUGGAGCCAUAUCUAUAUUUAUAGGCAUUUAAAAUGAAUGAAUAUGUGUAGCAUUGAUAACAUCAAUGCCUGUAGAGAAACAUGAGGAUUCAAAAGGAAACUGAAAAAUUGAAGAACUAGUGAAAAUCAAAAAGAACAAACCUCAGUAAGACCAGCCGAAGACGAAUAGGCGGGUGGAAAGGACUGCGGAAACACAAUAAAACCCUGGCUAAUUAUUGCAAACAGUGGGCAAAGAUUAAAAGUAACUAGAAAGACUGGUUAGCAAGGUUACCAGGUUGUUUUUAAAAAGUAAGCACAAUUACCAAACUGAAAAGAUUAGCAUGCAGAAGUGCUCUUUCUUACUGAGGAUUUUUCUUCAUUAGAACAUAAAAUAAAAAGGAGCGUUACACUGUUUUUGGCCUGAGUGCGCAGGGGCACACAGGGCCCUCAGAUUAAACUUUCCAGGCUCCUGAUUCAUCACAUCCCUUUCAUGUAUUCAGUUUUGUCUUGAUAAGAGGGAUUUGGAUAACUUCAAGAAAAUAAAGUUAUUAAAUAAGAAAAGACCUAUUUAGAAAGAUUAUACUUUAGCCUAAGGAAAAAGGUACACUAGUGAUCUGAAGAAAAUUUAAUAAACGGUUAGUGCCAGCUAUAGAUAUCAGCACUAAAACCCGAAUAAGAAAAACAAAGUCUUCAGUGUGAAGAAUUUAUACUAAUUUCUAGAAAACAGAUUCUUAGCAGUGGAAAAUUAAUCAUCGAAAUUGAUAAUUAUAAGGAAGAUUUGAUUUUUUAAUUAAAUGUUAUCGGUCGUCUAGUAAGGAUUAAGUGGCAAGAUACGAUAAUGUAUUAUCAUUCUAGAAUUUCAUAAUCCAAUGAUUCCUUUAUUUUAAGUUUAAAGAUGAAGUUAUUUUGUUUAGUCAUAAAAUAUUUUGACUAAAAUAUUUUAUUACUCAUAAAAUAUUUUAUUCCUUGAAAAUAAGAUAGCAAUCUUAAUUUUUCCAAAAUAUUUGGUAAAAAGCAAACAUGAUUUUGGGUAUUUUUUUCUUGCAGCUGCAUUUCAUAAUAUCUUUGAAGCUGUCCAGAUUGUAGUAAUUUAAUAUAAAAAGCCUCAAUUGUCAGAGUCCAAGCAGUGAGAGAGAAACCAACAGCUUCAAGAAUACUUUAGAAAUAGGAGGUAUGCAAUCCCAUAGAGGGGUAAAUGCCUCUCAAACCUUGUUUUCUUAAAAGAAUCAUCAAUAAAUUAUUUCCUUUUUCCUUGCUCUGGAAAAUAUUCUGGAACAUCUUAAGUCGUUCUGUUUUAAACAAGCAUGAAGCAUCAUUGAUCAAGAAAACUAUAAAUGUGAACAUUUCCUGGUAUUCUGCAUUAAAUAAAAUCAGUAAUUCUCGAGUGGUAAUUACAAACGAUGAAAAAGAAAUAAAAUAUAUUUUAUACGAGGUUUAGAAUGGCAAGCUUAAUGUAUAAUUGUUCUAAUCAAUCAGCCAAAAGACAUAAUCUGUCUCUCAGAAAGACACAUCAGGGGAAACUGAUUUCUGGUAAGCAACUACUGGUUUCAACCGAAGGAUGCCGCAAAUGCAUUAAUAUUGUAGAUAUAAAGUAGGAUUAGAUUCAAAAGGAGCUCUUAGGAUAAGGUUUACAAUUUUAAAAAUUUGCCCUCCGACUUUUUGUUUGUUUAUAAACCAGAGUGGUUUGAAAAUAGUGCUUGUAUUUAAGAUUGCAAAAUUUACAAGAAUGUUUUCACAUAAAUGGAACAUAAUUCUUCAAAAAACUGUUGAACUGGAGGUGUGAUAGGUAGUAUGAUCAGUGCUAUUAUUGGCAUAAUUUUUACCUUAAAAUCAAUUUCUAUGGACAUACAAGACCAACCUAGCCUCCCGAGUGAUCUUUUCCAUUGUCUGUAAUAAUGCUCUCAGAUGAGUUGUGUCUGUAAUUAAAUUUAUCUUUAUUUAAAUGCUAACUGCCACUGACCCUGGUAUAUUGCAUUUAUAGUCUGAUUCUGUUAUAAUAACAUCUGAAAGAUUUCAUUUAGACAUCUCUCCGUCCUCAAAAUAUCACAGAAAUGGAUAUUUAUUAUUAAAAUAAGUUCUUCAAUUGAGGGUUUUCCAGAAAUAAUACCCUACUUGUGAAGAAGAGCAGCAAUUAACUGCCUUUAGUGUAAGGGUGUGAGUGCAUAAAAGAAUGCUGUGUAAAAUGUUUGCAUGAGAUAUUUCGCAUCAUGUAAGCUUUCCCAUAUUCAUAAUAUGAACACUAUAGAAGUCUUAUUUUCCUGUGAUUUCUCCAUUAGGAAUGUAAGGAGAUUGGUACCUAUAUCUGAUCUCCUUUCCAUAUUGAAAUGCAUGGCUCUAAUCCUCAGUGUAUUUUUAUACCCUUCCUCUGGAGUUAUUUAAAAUUUGUCUUAUUUAAAGUAAUGUUUAGAUAAACCGUUGAGCCAGAUAAUUUCUGUGAUCGGAAUUUAAUUGCUCUAUAACAUUGGUUGAGAACACAUUUUAACUUUUUUUCUUUCAGAAUUCUCUGAUCAUUAUGGUUCUCUAAUGAAAACACUGAGAAGAAAAUUCGAUGCAUUUUAGCGUGACUAUGUUUUUCUUUUUAAAAAGUAGUUUUAAAAUAAAGAUCAGAGAACUAUAAAGAGAAAUGUCAUUUUGUUGACAAAUCAUUAUUUGAUAAUAAUGGAGAUACAUGGAGAUACAGAAUGAAGCAUUUUGUUGUUUGGAUUCAUAGUAUGAUUGUGUACCAAAUCUUAAGAGGAAGUAAAUGAUUUUAACAUUAUUGCCACAAAAUUUUUAAGCUCAAUGGUUUGACUGUUAGAGUCGAUUAAAUAAUUCUUUGAAAAUCUUUUAUGACAUUUUUGUAAUCUACUCAGUGUUUUCAUUUGCAUGAUUAUGCACAUGUGAUGAACCAUACAUAAAUCUGAUACUGCAUUUCUUCCAAGUAUUAAUAUUUGUGUAAUGAGUGUCCAACCUCAAUUUGUACACUGUAUGAUUAUCAUUGUAAAGAUUCUGCUAUUCCUAUAUUUCAUUGCAAUUUUGUUAUGCUUUUGGGGGUUAAAUUAUGUGAAGCAUUUCCACCUAAUGAUAAUACCAUAUGAAAACAUGACUUAAAGACCUAAGAAACUCUUUUGCGGCUAAUUAUUUUUUAAAAAUUCAAAUUUCAAAGGAAACAUGUUCUCAAAGACGUGCAUUUAUUUUAAAUUAAAAAAAAAUCCUUAUGAAUUUAUUAUUGCUUGUCCUUUAAAAAUUAUUAUUUUUUUUGUGGACAUUCCUAAGUGACUGUCUCAUGGGAGAAUCCAUCUACGUGCUUGCAUUUGUGUUACCUGAUCAUGCACUCAAUGGUUGGAAAAGGUACUCCAGUGCUAAGAAAGUAACUGAAACCAAUAUAUUAAAUUCUUAUCUUGGUUUAUGUUACCAACUGAAUAUGGUGUAAUGCAUAACUCUUCCCAGUAAAUAAACUGGUUACCUUUUGUUCAUUUCA